This is a messenger RNA of Naumovozyma castellii, 687 nucleotides long. It is a transcript of the gene PAL2, whose product is annotated as Pal2p. NCBI's taxonomy places the organism in Eukaryota, Fungi, Ascomycota, Saccharomycetes, Saccharomycetales, Saccharomycetaceae. The record is from RefSeq and is a predicted model, not a curated record. The transcript has a single exon. Bases 1 to 687 code for a protein of 228 amino acids.
AUGUUUAAUCCUUUUGUCGAUGAUGCUUUCAAAAGCUCAUCGACCUCAUCAUUUUGUGACCAAAGUGAACAAAAGACAAAAACAGAGAAAUUAACAGUUUAUACAAAAAACACUUUUUCAAAUCCUGUGAAUAUGGAUAUGAUCGAUAAAUUGGAUUUAUCUGCUGUAUACGGUGGUGCGUUUCAUCAUGACGGUCCUUUUGAAGCGUGUAUGCCAUACAACAACCGAAACAGAAGAUCGGCACCGAUUGAAGCUUUCCAACCCAACGGACCCAAUAAUUCACUUAGUGGUGCCACUAUGAUUAAGUCUCCCUUAGAUGAAAUAUUUGGUAGGGAUAAUAUCAAUGACGAGGAGGAAGUAUAUGAUAAAAAUAAGGGUAGUAACGUUGUUUUUUAUGACUAUUUUGGAAGUAGAACUGUUAGUGGAACCAUUAGUGGGGGUGGUUCACUUAAUACUGACAUGACUCCUUUCGGCUCCAUUGAAGGGCAAAGCUUUUCCCACAGACCAUUAGGACCAGAAUUAGCAACAAUGACAUUUAUUGACAAUGGAUAUAAUUCGUCAUCUGAUGAUGAAUCUGAGGGUGACACAGCCACGACAACCCUUCUUGGAGACAAACAUGCAAAUAAAAGGAAAAAGGGGGCUUUUAGAGGGUUCUUUAAGGUUUUCAAAUCUUCAAGAGGAAAAUAA